GAAUUUGAAACUGGAGCAUGAGCAGGAGAAAAACAAGAUCUUGUCAGAAGCAUUAGAGACACUAGCUACCGAACACCAUGAACUAGAGCAGUCUCUGGUUAAGGGAUCUCCGCCUCUCAGCAUCAUCAGUGAAGAACAGUUCUAUGAUGCUGUUUCAGAUUCAGAAUCUGAAAAAUCAUUGAGUGGGUUUGAAACAACAGCAGCCUACUCAUUAGAGGACAGCAUGGAUUCAAAAGAUACAAUAACUUCAAGCAUGUCUGAAGAAAAAGUUUGUGGCAGUGAGGAGUUGCUGUCUAAUGGAAUCAAAAAACACAGAACAAGCUUGCCAUCUCCAAUGUUUUCCAGAAAUGACUUCAGUAUCUGGAGUAUCUUAAGAAAAUGCAUUGGAAUGGAGUUGUCGAAGAUCACAAUGCCGGUGAUAUUCAACGAGCCACUGAGCUUCCUACAGCGACUUACAGAGUAUAUGGAACAUACGUACCUCAUCCACAAAGCCAGCUCACUUUCCAGCACAACUGAGCGAAUGCAGUGUGUUGCUGCAUUUGCUGUGUCUGCUGUAGCCUCGCAGUGGGAACGUACAGGGAAGCCAUUUAACCCGUUGCUUGGAGAGACAUAUGAAUUGAUCAGAGACGAUCUUGGAUUUAGACUUCUCUCAGAGCAAGUUAGCCAUCAUCCACCAAUCAGUGCUUUCUAUGCUGAAGGUUUAAAUAAUGAUUUCGUGUUUCAUGGAUCAAUUUAUCCUAAACUCAAAUUCUGGGGCAAGAGCGUGGAAGCAGAACCAAAAGGCACAAUGACUUUGGAGCUUCUUGAACACAAUGAAGCCUACACAUGGACAAAUCCUACAUGCUGUGUGCAUAACAUUAUUGUGGGCAAACUUUGGAUUGAACAGUAUGGAAAUGUGGAAAUAACUAACCAUAUAACUGGCGAGAAAUGUGUACUAAGCUUCAAGCCCUGUGGCCUCUUUGGGAAGGAGUUGCACAAGGUCGAAGGCUACAUUCAGGACAAAAGCAAAAAGAAACUUUGUGCGCUCUAUGGGAAGUGGACUGAGUGUUUGUACAGUGUUGACCCAGCUAUAUUUGAGGCUUACAAAAAAAAUGACAAGAAAAAUGCAGAAGAGAAGAAAAGCAGUAAACAGGUGGGCAAUACUGAGGAACCAGAUGAGAUGCCGUUGCCAGAUUCUGAGAGUGUAUAUGUUAUUCCAGGAAGUAUUUUGCUAUGGAAGAUAACUCCAAGACCUCCAAAUUCAGCACAGAUGUAUAAUUUUACUAGCUUUGCUAUGGCUUUGAAUGAGUUGGACAAAGAAAUGGAGAGCGUCAUUCCCAAAACUGACUGCCGGCUACGGCCGGAUAUCAGGGCCAUGGAAAACGGAGAAAUAGAUCUAGCUAGUGAAGAAAAGAAGAGGCUAGAAGAAAAACAAAGGACUGCCCGCAAAAAUCGUUCAAAGUCAGAGGAAGACUGGAAGACGAGGUUAGUGUGCUUGCCUCUGUGUGUGUGCAGUUACAUGAAGGUUUUGAACAUUCACGUUAACGGCCAGUCCACACCGGUGAUGCACAGUGUUGUGUCAGCAUGAAGAGCUGACA
Leptosomus discolor (cuckoo roller) is the source of this 1577-nucleotide messenger RNA. NCBI's taxonomy places the organism in Eukaryota, Metazoa, Chordata, Aves, Leptosomiformes, Leptosomidae. The record is from RefSeq and is a predicted model, not a curated record.